GUUCAGGCUCGCACAGAACAACGUUCUCUCCCUCCUAGUCCUACAAGGCUAGUGCUUUAGUCCGGCAAAGGUGAUCGACCCAUUAGGAUCUGUAGUGUGCAGAGUGAGUUGGAAGAUUCGUGCGUACAGCCUCAGCCUGAGAUACUCGUGGUAUUCCACAACAUACCUGGGUUGUGUUUCCACGAGAAUCGUACAACUCAUGGUGCACCAGGCCCUUACCACUCCAGAGCUCGUUCGCAUGAUAGUUGACGAAGCGGGGAGCGGUUGGCCCGGUUGGUCUCUCGACUUGCCGACACUCUUGUCCUUGGCGCUCGUAUGCCGUGUCUUCCACGAACCCGCCUUGGACAAUUUAUGGUUUCAUCAAAACGGUCUACACAAUGUCGUGAAUUGUCUACCGACAGAACUGUGGAAAAUGACGAACGAUGCUUCGGGCAGGUUGGUUCAGACGCUUAGGGCACCUACACGGCCUACCACACAGCAGGAUUGGGAGCGUUUUGACUUCUAUGCUCGGCGGGUCGGAGUAUUACAAUUCAAUUCAAACGGAGUCGUCGGUCGCCGAAGGAGACCCGUCCCGGGCCAACUUACGGAGAAGCUCUUUCGCUGGCUCUUCUCAUCCAGGCCUUCACAUCAACUGCUCCCCAGUUUAUCGUCACUCUACUGGACAGAGCUCAUACCGCUCGAGUACAGCGACUCUGUGCACCUACUCAUCGGUCGACGGCUCUCUGAGCUGUACAUCAGACCAGCAUGGACAGCUGGGAUCACUGCCUUCCAUGCCAUUCAUACGACAUUGCUUCACCUUCCACAAUGCUCACCAGGCGUCCGGAAGCUAGAAGUCGACAUGCCUCUAGACAGGGACCCUGUGCUUCACAGUAUCCCUGGAAAAGCUCUAAUGUCACUGAAGAGGUUGGAGAUUCUUACAUUGCGGUCGGCUUCGCCUGUAACGUUUGACAUUCUCGCCGAGCUGUCAGCUUUGCCAGACCUCAUGACACUAACUCUUUCGGAAUUCAACUACAGACAAGCCGUCGUCAACGAUAUGGGAGUAGGUCAUGCUGCCUCGACCACUCUCUUUCGUGCUCUGAAGUCGCUCCGUUUGUCGGCUUCAUCCAUGACCGACAUCGACACAGUCCUAUCUGCUUGUCGCUUCGUCCAACUCCAGCAAAUCUUCCUGACAUCCAAGUACGCCUUCGACGAGUCAAAGACACUCGGUAGUGUGCUUCAGUCAGUACACGAAUGCUGCUCGAAUGCUACACUGGAAACCGUCGAGAUUUUCGAUGGCACAAGUGCAGAUCCUGACGAGGACUCGGCGGAUGUCACACAACCCAUCACCGCCGCGUCUUUCAGACACCUUUACGACUUCCAUCAUCUCCGUAGCUUCAUACUCAACACGGAGAACUGCAUCGUCCUCGACGACGACGCUGUGCAUGAAAUGGCCAUGUCGUGGCCUCAUCUCGAAUGUUUGCAGCUGUUCAGCUCGCCCAAGUACCCCUGGAGGAUUCCAACGGCGACAACAUUAGAAGGCCUGGCUCAUCUCGCCAGAUAUUGUCCUUUGCUAUCGACACUCAUAUUCGACGUGGACACGUCCAAUGCUGUUGUCUCCCCCGACGUGAAGCCCGGUGGUGGCUACUGCAAUCGGGUCCUCCGGACCAUCGGUUGCUUUCGAUCACCCGUGUCGGGUGACCCCGCGCAGAUAGGAGCAUUCCUAUACGCGAUUUUCCCCAACCUCGAGGCAAUCAACGAAGAGGAGGAGAUCGAGAUGGAUGACUCCUGGGAGCCGGUGGUGGGAACGAUCGAGGUUCUGCGGAUCGCGUCUCAGUGGGAGAAGAAGUAUGGCGCGCCUCCAACAGACUGAUGCACAUAAGUACGUGGUAGCUCGCCCUUGUAUCCAUGUCACGGCCACGGUUACUUAGUAUUUUAACGCGAAUGCACAUUUCGAUGACGAC
Messenger RNA from Fomitopsis serialis, 1940 nucleotides. RefSeq lists its product as uncharacterized. The transcript has 4 exons. Lineage: Eukaryota; Fungi; Basidiomycota; Agaricomycetes; Polyporales; Fomitopsidaceae. The record is from RefSeq and is a predicted model, not a curated record. The coding region runs from base 200 to 1849 and encodes 549 amino acids.